AUGUCUCGUCCAUCCUUUCGCGUUCGUCGGCGUCCAAGUCGUGCUCAAUCGCAUAAUUUCCUUAUAUCCACAUCCAUUUUCUUUCUCGUGUUUAUUUCUCUGAUACUUUUGUGUCCCGUAGGGACCAAAGCCGAGCCUACUCCGCGACCUGAAUAUGGGACUGUUAUUGGUAUUGACCUUGGCACAACCUACUCUUGCGUAGGGGUGUACAAAGGCGGACGCGUGGAAAUUAUCGCCAAUGACCAGGGCAACCGAAUCACGCCUUCUUGGGUUAGCUUUAACGGCGAUGAACGACUGAUCGGUGACAGCGCAAAAAACGCGUUGCAUUCCAAUCCGAGAAAUACCGUCUUCGACGCAAAGCGACUAAUAGGUCGUCAACUGUCUGAACCGGAUGUUCAGCUUGAUCUCAAACAUUGGCCAUUCUCUGUUACCGAGAGAGAUGAUAAACCCGUAAUUGGUGUCAACUACAAGGGGGUUCAGCAACAAUUUUCACCAGAGGAGAUCAGCGCCAUGGUGCUCGGAAAGUUGAAAGAGACUGCCGAAAGUUUCCUGGGGCACAAGGUCACCCAUGCGGUCGUCACAGUCCCAGCUUACUUCAACGAUGCACAACGACAGGCUACCAAGGAUGCUGGCACAAUUGCUGGACUAACCGUUCUCCGUGUCUUGAAUGAACCCACCGCCGCAGCACUCGCCUAUGGACUGGACAAAAAAGGUGCAGAGUCGAAGAUAAUCGUCUACGACCUUGGAGGCGGGACCUUUGAUGUGUCACUACUCACGAUCGAGGGCGGCGUUUUCGAAGUCAUGGCCACGUCCGGAGACACUCAUCUUGGAGGAGAAGACUUUGAUAACCGCGUCAUCGAAUACCUGGUCAAAAGAUACAACAAGGAAACUGGGGUCGACGUCAGCCAAAAUCAGCGCGCCAUGGGCAAGCUCAAGAAGGCGGUGGAGCAUGCCAAACGGACUCUGUCGACUCAACAGAGUACCAAGAUCGAAAUCGAGAGCUUUGAAAAUGGAAACGACUUUUCGGACACCUUGACAAGGGCCAAGUUUGAGCAGCUGAAUGCUGACUUGUUUAGGAAGACAAUGAAACCUGUGGAACAAGUACUGAAGGAUGCCAAUGUCAAGAAGGAUGAGAUUGAUGAGAUAGUUCUUGUCGGCGGAUCAACGAGGAUACCGAAAAUCCAAGAAAUGUUAAGAGACUACUUUGGAAAGGAGCCUUCCAGAGGCAUCCAUCCCGACGAAGCGGUCGCAUACGGUGCUGCCAUUCAAGGAGCGAUACUCUCUGGAGUUGAAGAACCCAGCGAGAUCACGCUUAUCGACGUCAACUCGCUCACCGUUGGGAUUGAGACGACAGGAGGGGUGUUUGCGCCAAUUAUCAAACGGAAUACUAUCAUUCCCACCAGAAAGAGCCAGAUUUUCUCGACAGCCGCUGAUAAUCAGCAGAGCGUGGUUAUCCAAGUGUAUCAGGGCGAGCGGGGGCAGACAAAGCACAACAAUUUGCUGGGCAAAUUUGAGUUGAGCGGAAUUGCCCCAGCACCAAAAGGAGUUCCCCAAAUUGAAGUAACCUUUGUGAUUGAUGCUAAUGGUAUCAUGACAAUACAAGCUUCUGACAAGGAAACUGGCAAGUCGGAAUCAAUUACCAUUAAAGAUGGGAAUCACAGACUAUCCAAAGAGGAGAUAGAACGGAUGGUUGACGAAGCAGACCAAUUUUCUGCCGAGGAUGAAGCGCACAGAAAGCGGGUCGAACAACUAAACAGUCUCCAGAACUAUGUGUAUGGGCUGAAAGGGCAGAUGAAUAACAGGGGGGAUCUUUCUGCGUCCGACAAGUCGAUCCUCGAGGAAGUCCUUCAGGAUGCCUCGGUAUGGGUUGAAGAUUACGGAAAGGACGCAAGUUUAGACGUUUUGGAAUUGAAGUUGGCUGAAAUCCAGACCAAAGUAGAACCAAUCGGAAAAAAUCUAUUUGAGGAUGAUGGUAGGGCGGCAGGGACGAGUGACAGUUGGGCGCAUACCGAACUCUGAUGAGAUUUGUAUAGUACAUAAUUAUUGUCAAAAACGACUUGGAUUCGAUGGCGCUCGUUCUUGC
Messenger RNA from Laccaria bicolor S238N-H82, 2083 nucleotides. RefSeq lists its product as uncharacterized. Gene Ontology annotation, cellular component: endoplasmic reticulum lumen; endoplasmic reticulum chaperone complex; cytoplasm. Gene Ontology annotation, molecular function: ATP hydrolysis activity; ATP binding; ATP-dependent protein folding chaperone. The record is from RefSeq and is a predicted model, not a curated record. Bases 1 to 2019 code for a protein of 672 amino acids. Gene Ontology annotation, biological process: cellular response to unfolded protein; protein refolding; endoplasmic reticulum unfolded protein response. The transcript has 11 exons. NCBI's taxonomy places the organism in Eukaryota, Fungi, Basidiomycota, Agaricomycetes, Agaricales, Hydnangiaceae.